Messenger RNA from Bufo gargarizans (Asiatic toad), 3472 nucleotides. RefSeq lists its product as uncharacterized. Bases 129 to 2888 code for a protein of 919 amino acids. The transcript has 8 exons. Gene Ontology annotation, cellular component: membrane. The record is from RefSeq and is a predicted model, not a curated record. Lineage: Eukaryota; Metazoa; Chordata; Amphibia; Anura; Bufonidae. Gene Ontology annotation, molecular function: opioid growth factor receptor activity.
CUAAAGUUUGCUCCAUUCUAUAAUCAGGGGGAAAAUUUAACGCCAGCUUCCUCCUUUGGAGCUGCAGCGAGAAACUCACAAACGACUUUGUAACCCACCCUUGACUAGGGUUUUGUGAUCUCCUCAGCAUGUAUAACUAUGACAUAGCUGCAAGCUGGAAUUCAGAUUAUGAUUCCACCUGGGAAGAUGAGAAACCGGAGCCCCCUAAAAAGAAGAAGCAGAAACAACAGCAUCAGUGGAAUUUUGGGAACAGAGCAGCGAGGGACAUGCAAAACUACAGACAUGGAUAUGGAAAACCAAACCUGGAGACUGCUAAUGACCAGGAAUAUGAGGACUAUAUGCCGAAUCUGGAAUUCUACCGGAACAACAUUAAAUUUAAGCCUAACGGAAUAAAAAUAGAGGAAUUUCAUCAGGACUGGUGGGAAGAAUAUGAAGAGCUUGAAGAGAACCACUCCUUCAUUCAGUGGCUGUUUCCGCUGCAAGAGCACGGUGUGAACCCAUGCGCCAAACCACUGACCCUGGCAGAAAUUCAGAUGAUGAAGGCAGAUAAAGACGUCAUGAGGAGGUUCCUGGAAUCUUACAAGCUCAUUUUGGGGUUUUACGGCAUUCAACUGCUGGACGAGAAAACUGGAGAAGUGUCCCGGGCAGAGAACUGGGCGCAAAGAUUUUAUAAUUUAAACAACCGCAGCCACAACAACCUGCGGAUCACCCGGAUACUCAAGUGUUUGGGGGAGAUGGGCUACGAACACUUCCAGGCCCCUCUGGUCAGGUUUUUCCUGGAGGAGAUCUUGUGUAACAACAACUUACCCAAAGUGAAAAGUAGCGCACUGGACUACUUUAUGUUCACCGUGAAGGACAAGCAGGAACGUAGAAAGCUGGUGCAGUUUGCCUGGGAGAACUUCAAAUCCCAGGGACCAUUUAUCUGGGGGCCAGUGGAGAGACUCCAAAAACUCACACCUAAGGAAGAGAAUGAUGAGGAAGAUAAGGGAAAUGAAGGAACUGCAAAGGAACCAGAGGAAGCUGAAAACUCAGACCAAGAAUGUGAAGAGGCAGAAGAGGGUGAAGAUGUAGCCUCCAAAGACAAUGGGGGACCAGUGGAGAGUCUCCAAAAUUUCACACCCAAGCAAGGGAGUUACGAGGAAGAGAAGGGAAAUGAAGUAACUGCAAAGGAACCAGAAGUUGAAAACCCAGAUCAAGAACCUAAUGAGGCAGCAGGGGGUGGAGAUGUGACCUCUAAAGAAAAUUCCUCAAACUCUACUGGAUGGCCAAGUCCUCAGCAUAAUGAUCUACACCUGCAUCUCCAGUUCCAGCAAGGGACUGGGACUGGUGAGGGUUUGGAAGAGGUGGGGGAUGAUGGUGGAACCGGUGUGGACCGCCCAGGGAACCAUGAAGAUGGAAAAGUAGUGAUAGAUUUCUGUCCAGGAGAAGCUUCAGAACAUGAAGAUGCAGGGAAUGAGAUGCAGAUAACAGAGGACAUAAGCAAAGGGAGUAAAAAGCCGACAACAGAGGGCAAUGGUUUGGAAAAUAAGCAGACAACAGCGUACACUAGCACAGGAAAUGAGGAGCAGACCACAGAGAACACUAGCAUCAUCGACAAUAAACACACACUAGUAAACUAUAAUCUAGAAAAUGGGAAGCUAAUAACAGAGGGUGCUAGAACAGGACAUGAGGGGCUGACAGAGGGCACUAGUACAGGACACCAGGGUCUGACAACAGAGGGCACUAGUAUAGGACACCAGGGGCUGACAACAGAGGGCACUAGUAUAGGACACCAGGGGCUGACAACGGUGGGCACUAGUACAGGACACGAGGGGCUGACAAUGGUGGGCACUAGUACAGGACAUGAGGGGCUGACAGAGGGCACUAGUACAGGACAUGAGGGGCUGACAACAGAGGGCACUAGUACAGGACACGAGGGGCUGACAACAGAGGGCACUAGUACAGGACACCAGGGGCUGACAACAGAGGGCACUAGUACAGGACACCAGGGGCUGACAACAGAGGGCACUAGUACAGGAUAUGAGGGGCUGACAAUGGUGGGCACUAGUACAGGACAUGAGGGGCUGACAGAGGUCACUAGUACAGGACAUGAGGGGCUGACAACAGAGGGCACUAGUACAGGAAACGAGGGGCUGACAACAGAGGGCACUAGUACAGGACACCAGGGCCUGACAAUGGUGGGCACUAGUACAGGACAUGAGGGGCUGACAACAGAGGGCACUAGUACAGGACACGAGGGGCUGACAACAGAGGGCACUAGUACAGGACACGAGGGGCUGACAACAGAGGGCACUAGUACAGGACACCAGGGCCUGACAAUGGUGGGCACUAGUACAGGACAUGAGGGGCUGACAACAGAGGGCACUAGUAUAGGACAACAGGGGCUGACAACGGUGGGCACUAGUACAGGACAUGAGGUGCUGACAACAGAGGGCACUAGUACAGAACACGAGGGGCUGACAACAGAGGGCACUAGUACAGGACACGAGGGGCUGACAACAGAGGGCACUAGUACAGGACAUGAGGGGCUGACAACAGAGGGCACUAGUACAGGACAUGAGGGGCUGACAACAGAGGGCACUAGUACAGGACAUGAUGGACUGACAACAGAGGGCACUAGUACAGGACACCAGGGGCUGACAACAGAGGGCACUGGCUUUGACAAUGUGAACAUUACACUAUGCAGCACUAAUCUAGAAGAAAAGACAUGUCUGACAGAAAUAAAAGAACCAGGGGAUGAAAUCCCCAAAAAUGAGGAGGAGCAAAAAUUAUUGACAGGGUCAGGAGAUAAGGAGAAGGACACAGUCGAGAAUGUCCCUUGGUGGGAGCAACUAUUGUCUCUAUGUGAUUUUUGCUGCUUUACCUGUUUCUGUAUGCGUUGUAUGUAAUUGACACAAAAAAUCUCCAGCUGGCUGCUAUGAUUGUUCACGUUGGAGACAAGUUCUUACAAUCCUGCCCCUUACUGGCCUUUUAUAUGGUGAUGGUGUUUGUAUGACUGCUGGUGGGAGGCGACAACUGCCCUGUACACAGAGCAGCUCUUUAGCUCCCCCUAGUGGUUCACAUUUACAUGACUCAAAAGCACAAUAAACAAGAUAGGGGGUGCACUUCAGCACCAAAUCGUUUAAGUAAAACUAAUUUUACUCCACAUAAGACUGACGUCACGGUUGUGUCAUGGUCACCUUGUUGUUUGCCGUGACACAUUAGCCAUGCAUGCUGGUUGCCUGGGGCAACGUGUUGUUUAUGCAGCAUGUGUGUGCUUUACUACAUUCUCCUGGUUCCUUCUCUGUCUGGUGCGUGUGGGGUUAAGUUCCUGGCUGGGGGUGGUCACGGCAAACAACAACAUGACCAUGACACAGCCUUGACAACUGAACAUCCUAAUUAACUUUUAUAAGAUUUUUUGUAAAUGAUUUCAGAUUUACCUGCUGUUUUGCCGACGUAGGUUUGUUUUACUAAUAAAGUUUUCACAUUUCUU